Molecule: messenger RNA, 5969 nt
Organism: Bufo gargarizans (Asiatic toad)
Lineage: Eukaryota; Metazoa; Chordata; Amphibia; Anura; Bufonidae
Gene: LCOR
Product: ligand dependent nuclear receptor corepressor
Exons: 7
Coding region: 282-5099 (1605 amino acids)
Biological process (GO): regulation of transcription by RNA polymerase II
Cellular component (GO): nucleus
Molecular function (GO): DNA binding
Source: RefSeq, a predicted model, not a curated record
CUUGACUCUUGGCGGCACAAGCUCAUUCACUGUGUAGAAUUGAAUUGACAUGUGAUGUACUUUUGGUCAUAUGAACAGACAUGCUGUUUAAGGGUACUUUCACAAUAGCGUUGUUGGAUUCCGGCAAAUAGAUACAAUUUGUAGACGGAUCAGGAUGCAGAUCUGUGUCUCUCAAAUGUAUUGCAAUACCCAAAUCCAGUAGCUAAUGAGAGGGGAGCUGUUCCUCUUCUGAUAUGGUUUUGAGACUAUUUUAGAAGGGCUAUUUGGACCUGCAUUGCUCAAUGAUCUCAGCGUAUUUAAAGGAGCAUCUAGCUGGCUUUCAUAAACCAAUUCAUGAACCUGGGCAAGAAAAUUUUCUGAAACAAGAGCAGGCAAAGAUAAUUAGACUAGAAACGCAAGCAGAAGAAUUCAUCAAUGCAGUCUUUUACAAGAAAGACUGUCCUAGGAUCUCUGAUCCUAAUAUUCCCCUAGUUGCUCGUGAGAUCAUGCAGCGAAUGAUUCGACAGUUUGCUGCUGAAUAUACCUCAAAGAAUAGCUCUACUCAGGACUCCAGCCCGCCCAACAGCACAAAGAACCAAAGCUUGCCGAAAUCACCCUCUGGACAAAGUUCGCCUCCCCCUGCCACUACCCAGAAUCCUGUGCUUAGCAAGCUUCUGAUGGCUGAUCAAGAUUCUCCCUUAGACCUCACUGUCAAGAAGCCACAUUUGGAAGAGCCCUGUGAGCAAGCAGAUGGAGUGCUUGACUUGUCCACUAAAAAGAGUCCUUGUUCUGGUAGCCCGAAUUCCUGCAUUUCUCCAAGUACCUCAAACACUAUAGGGAAUGGCAUUCAGGAUACACCGAGAAAUGCAAUAGACCCUAACAAUUCAACAAGUUUAUCACUGGAAAUGUUCAUGGCCAAGCUGUGCUCACAUCACCAAAAGCAGUUUAUUCUUGUGUUGAACAAUUUAUGCACUGAGGAAUACAUAAUGAAAUCCACAAGUCGAAGUGCCUCCGUUUCCGAGAUUGAAAAUGCUAAUAUCGAAGGCUAUGAUCAUUCCUGUUCUAAUAGAAAAGCAAACCCUUCCCUGGUGGAGAUAAACAAAUCUGCUUCUGAAUCUUGUUUAGAUUGUCACCACGUUUCUAUAAGUACUCGAACCGAUCUACAUGAGGACAACUACUACUGUGGAAAUUCCAAGGCGGAUCAUGGCGUUAAUGUAUCUCAUCCCAUAGACCCAGCCAUUACAAAUAAUACUAUAGCUAUGCCACCCACAGAGGAAAAAUCUGGAAUCGUCCUUGCAAAAAUAUCUGAAGUUGGUCAGACUGUUUUUUUAGAACAUGCCAUGCUUUCACAUAGUAACUCUGCAUUAAACAUGGUCAAUGAUUUUCCAGGAUCUGAACUCCCUACAAGCACCCCCAAAAUUGCAAAUAAAGAAAACACACAAUACAUUAACCCGAAACAGACACUUUUAGACUGUGGUGACAGUAAAUUAAUGCAGGAGAAUUCUGUAACAGGGAUGGCAAUGAAGCUUGGAAACCUUUGCGAGGGUCCAUUUCAGAACUUUGCUGACCUUUCUGGGUCAGCUUUACAAAAAGUCAGGAUGUAUGAAAAGCACUCAAAAACAGUUGCAUGUAAGAGUUCUCGAGUCUUGACAAAUGAGUGUGAUAAACAGUGUGAUGUAGUUUACAUUAGUGAGCCAAUUACAACUGAAUGCCACUUUGAGAAUCCGAAGUCUGUAGUUUGUCCUCGAAAUACUGCAAGGAAAAGUACCCGAGGAUAUCUGUUUGGUGGGGACUGCUGUGAAUUGUCCACUGUUCGCACAUUGGUAAGAAGCGCAAAGGUUGAGGACAAAGUAACCUCUGCAUUACAUACGUUAAUAAUUCCUAAUGGCUUGAUUGAGACUCUACCUUCCACAGGUGUUGUAUCAUUGAUCCAAGUAGAAACUAACACUUUCAGUCCUGUCCCACAGAAUGAUGAAACAAAAGAGACGGUACUGGAUUCUUCAAGAAGCUGUGAAUCUGAAAAUCAUACUGGUCAACAUCGGAGUAUGGAACUAGUAGAUGGCAUCCCUGAUUCUUUAGUAGCUGUGUUUUCUCUUGCACAAGAUGAACCUGAAAAUCCAUCUAUUCCAAGCAACCACGGUGAACUGGCACUUAAUAACUAUGUUGAGGAAAUUCCAAAGACUUGCCCAAAUUCUUCUGUAGUAAAUAUAGAUGCCCAUUGUUUAUCUAUAAAUGAUCAUGAAAAAAGUGUAGCUAAAUUGACUAUAAAUCCAGACUUCGUAACCCAUUCCAAUAAUUUGGGUAGUCCUGAACAUAGUUCAGCUAACCCAUCGUUAGACAUGGAAGUCAUUUCAUCGAAAUCUGAACAUGAUACAGCACCUCCCAAGUGUUAUCCACAUAAUACAACACUGGAAGAAACUUGUGCUACCUUACAAUACAGCCAUGCAAGUCCUUCCAUUCUAUAUUCAUCUUCAUUCCCAAAUAAGACUGCUGACAAAGAUCUCCCAGGCAUUGGUUCAACUAGUCUUAAUGAUAGUAAGAUUUUAUCUGAAGCAGUUAUUGAUGAUCCUACUGUUACCUCUGACCAGCAAUUAACACUGAAGUCAGAAACCAUUAAAGAUGUAAUUCCUAUACUAAAUUCUGGAAGCCAGCUUUCUAAGACUUCACAAGUUGAUCCUGGUUGUUCUGGUAGUGUUAUCAAGUUGCAGGAACACACCUCUCAAAGUGUGGACAAAGAAAAUGUCCACUUCACAGAUUUAGAAUUAUUAGAACGUGUAAAGGAUGGUCAAAGCCUAGCUCUUAAUCGUUCUGUUAAAAUGGAGACAGAAGAAGAUCUUGUACUGCACAGUAUAGCUACCCUACGACCUUCACUUACUGAACCAAAUUGCCCUGCUGAACAUUUUCGUAGUCCCUUAAAUACAUGUGCAAAAAUUGUUGAAAAUAUCAAUGUGAAACUGGAAGCAAAUGUUCUAAACAAGGACCUCUGUCAUUGUGAUGCAACAUCUUCAUCUGGAUGCGACAAACAUGACCUAUUUAGGGAGCUCCUAAAAACUAAAGAGGUUAUUGGGGAAAAUGGCAAAGGUGCAAUUGGUCUAGACGAAAUCGACAAUUCUUUGAUAAGCAACACAAAUAGUCGUAAAACUCUUACACCAUCAAAAAGGCAUAAAAAAGUUCCUGCCCCAACUGACAGAUGUCUUCGGAGUCGUGAAGCCCAUGUUGACUCGUUUUUACAGAAAAUUCCUUCCCUGCAAGUCAUAUUACCUUGCAUUAAAGACACUAACUCUGCGCAGAGGUGUGUGGAAAUAAAAACAGAAGAUACACCCUUUCCUGCCACUGUCAUAGAUUCCUCCAUUGAAGAGACCAGUAGUAGUGAAAGUUAUUUUGCUGUCUCUUUAAACAGCCAUUGUAGAGAAGGCACACCAUUACUUCACAAAAGAAUGUUAAACACUGCUUGUUUGUCCCGUUUUAAGAUGUCUAAACACCUCAAGAUCGAUUUUAAAAUAGGUUGUGAUAAGCGAGUAGUAUCUUUUGCACAGGAGAAUCAUCAUUGUCUGAAAAUGGCAAAUGCUAAAUGUAAGUGUAGUGCAAAAAGUUUGAGCACUGACGGCCAAUUGCGACUUCAGAAAUGUAAUGAAAAGCUAUCAGAAAAUGACUUAAAUUCCAUCUCUCAAACUAGAAGCACCAAACCUGCUGCAUUAAAAACAUUGAAGGAUAAAAUGAACUGUAAAUCUGAUAAAUUGAAGAGCCCGUCCACAGAAAAUAAGCAAAUCAAUUAUUCCAAUAAGCAAAAAAAUAUACCUAAAUUUAUAGACUGGUGUUCUGAGGAAGAAAAUCAGGAGCGUAUCUCUAGUUUCAAUGACACGUAUACAACCGUACACACAAAGUGGAUUCCACUGGAAAGAGAAACUGCAAAUGUGACAAAGUCGAAAAACAAAGCUGAUAAAUUAAAAGAGAUUUGGAAAACCAAGAAAAGGGUUCGUAGACCUAAAAGCAUUCAAGAUCAACCAACAUGUUCUCCGGUUCAGAGCCUGUUUAUGAAUUCUUUUAAAUUGUCAGACGUUUGCAGAUGGUUUAUGGAAACAACAGAAACAAAGUCGUUAGUUAUUGUAAAGAAAUUAAACACUCGUCUACCUGAGGAACAUCAGCUGCCAAUGAUUCAAUCGCCGAAGUAUCCAAUCCAAAAUCUAUAUCCUCACAUGUUACAGGCUCAGCGCUUGAAAAAACAUCUUAAGAAAUUUGCCUCAGUUUUUCCAGCACGCAACGACAUAACUCAGAAUUCGUUAAAUAAAUUGAUAAACAGCGGUGUACCACUUACUGAGGUUCCCAAAGAUACUGUAAAAGGGCCUAAUGACUGCCAAAAGCAAGAACCCCAUGUUAACGCUAAAAAGACUGCUCCUAUUCAUAUCGUACAAAAAUACAGCGGAUUGCGGGAAAACUUAAAAUAUCAAUCUUGUACAGUAAGUAAAAGUAAGAAAGUGUGUGUGAUAAAUGCAAAAAGAAAAACGGGCCCUAAAAAUAUAAAGGGAAUGGCUACUUCAGAAUUGGGCUUGCAAAACGUUCAGAAUUCAGUAAACUCUAAAUCUGUAGUAAUUAAAGAUCAAAGAAGUAAGAAGCGUUCCAAAAAUGACACCUUGAUAGAAACUGUUGCACAGCCACGUAAAAAAAGAAAAAUAGAAGCAAAGCAAGGAUAUUUUAAAAACAGACCUCAUGUUAACACAAGAGCAUUCUCUACAAAAGCUAAAGACGGCAGAUUACGUAAAAUAGACUUAACUUCCAAUUCACAAGCUCCAAAGAGACAAGUGGGAAAGGCUGGUGUCUAUAAAACAAGCUUAAGAAAAGGAAAAGCAAAAACUCCUAUGCAAAAACAGUCCCGUAAACCACAACUUGUACUGAAGUGUAAGACCAGAUCAGCCAAGCUAAAACAAGUGCCCCCAAAUUUGGCUGAUUCAUCUAAAAUCGCAAGUUUGUCAUCUUCACAUAGGAAAAAGGGACUACGUAAAAAAAUCUGCGCCAUCUCUGCAAAACACAAAAUAAAAGUAGCAUCCCAAGUGAGGCACCGCAAACCAAGAUCACAGCUGCAGCCUACAAAUCGCAAGGGACGAUCGUUUGAAUUGAAGUAACAAGCAAGGACCUUUACCUGUGUACUAUUGUACAUUCUUUGGCAUUACUUGUGAACCGUUUUAGAUAAUCCUGUAGCAACCCUUGAAAUCUACCGAUAACUAAAUCAUGUAGGCAUUGUGAUGCAUGGAUUGUGGGGAAGUUAACGGUUUGAGGGUUUAUUUUUUUCCCCCUCUGGUGCUCAAAAUGUAAUUUAUUUUUUUAGUUUUUUAGGUGUUUAGCUUUUUUUAAUAGUGAAUGUUAGAAGUACAGUGCCUUAUUUAUAUUUUUUAUUAUUUUUAAAGACCUGCCGUGUGAUAAGCCUUGCAUAUAAUACUUGACGCACAAGCACUUGUACUGAUAAAAAAAAAAUAGAAAUCAGGCACACCCAUUUUUGUUUCUUUGCAGCUUUCUUUUUUUCAUGUACACAAGAUAAAAUGCAUACAUUUUAUUUGCUUCCUUUAGUAAUUUUAGAUGUCUAUUUGAUUCAUGGCAAAGCAAUUUUGUGCUUCCACUUUUUUUAUUUUUUAUUUUAAUGAACCAAACCUCUAUGUAAAAUGUAGUCAACUAUUUUAUGAGCUAAAUAAUUGGUUAAAAGACUGCCUUAGGGUAGUCACUGAGUACAUUCACUCAGCGAUUUUGUUGUUUCACAUGUGAAAUUGUUUAAAUGUCUGUGUGCUUUUGUUUAGGUGGUAAAUUCACUUUACAUUUUUCAAUAGGUUUUCUGAAACAGGUUUGUCAGGUCAAUAGCUCUGAUCGAAUAUACAUCUAGGUUGCUAUUAUUCUAUUUAUAUAAGUCUACUUUCACACUCGCGUUUUGGCUUUCCAUUUGUGAGAUCCGUUCAGGGCUCUCACAAGCGGUCCAAAACAGAUCAGUUUGCAUUCUAAUGCAU